This is a messenger RNA of Trichoderma harzianum CBS 226.95, 1161 nucleotides long. RefSeq lists its product as hypothetical. Gene Ontology annotation, biological process: D-serine catabolic process. Gene Ontology annotation, molecular function: D-serine ammonia-lyase activity. The record is from RefSeq and is a predicted model, not a curated record. The transcript has 4 exons. The coding region runs from base 1 to 1161 and encodes 386 amino acids. NCBI's taxonomy places the organism in Eukaryota, Fungi, Ascomycota, Sordariomycetes, Hypocreales, Hypocreaceae.
AUGGACUAUUCUCUAGAGCAUCAUCAAUCAUUUCUCAACAAAUCUGUUUCUCAGUUACCCACGCCAUCACUAAUUGUGAGCCUACCAACUAUAAAACGAAAUGUGGACAGGCUACACCGUGAUGUGGAAGAACUGGGGAUUGGAUUUCGACCACAUGUUAAGACCUUAAAGACUAUCGAAGUUACGAGGUUGAUGCUCGCAAAUGGGAAAUAUCACUCCAUCGUCGCGUCAACUUUGGCAGAGAUACGGGGAGCUUUGCCCUUGGUAAAGGAAGGGCUUCUAGAUGAGUGCCUUUACGGCUUACCGGUCUAUCCCGGGUGUCUUCCAGGCCUGGUCGAGCUACGCAAAUCGAUUCGCAUUACCCUUAUGGUCGACAACGAACAACACAUCGACCUUCUCGAGAACCAAGAUCAAGCACAACCAUGGGAUGUCUUUGUCAAGAUUGAUGUGGGGUCCCACCGUGCUGGUGUAUUGGCUGCCAGCCCUUCGUUGAGGAAACUAGUCAACCGGGCCGAAGCUUCUCAACAUGUUAAUCUCAUCGGCUUCUAUUGCCAUGCAGGCCAUUCAUAUGCUGGUAGAUCGCAAGAAGAAGCAGAAGAAACUUUGCACGCCGAAAUCUCAGGGGUAUUGGAUGCGGCAUCGCUGCUCCCUACCAGUCGUAAACUGACUGUAUCUAUCGGAGCCACGCCGACGGCACAUGUCGUCAAGAGCCUCAAGGCAACCAUACCGUCCAACAUUCAUUUAGAACUACAUGCGGGCAAUUUCCCCACAAACGACCUACAGCAAUUAUCAACCAAAGUCAUUUCCGAAAACGACCAAGCAGUCCGCAUUGCGACGGAAGUCUGCAGCGUUUAUCCAGAACGAAAUGAAGCUGUUGUAAAUGCAGGAGUGAUCGCUUUAUCCCGAGAAACAAGUGGCUUCCCUGGGUUUGGUCAGGUUGUGGGUCAGCCCGACUGGGCAGUUGUGAGGCAGUCUCAGGAACAUGGAAUAUUAGGGACUGAGAACUCUUCUUGCAAUGCAGCCGAUACAUUUAAGGUUGGACAGAGAGUGUAUUUGUACUGCAACCAUACUUGCAUUACUGCUGCCGCAUUCCAUGUCUUUUAUGUCGUUGAUGAGAAUGACGUUGUGGUAGACACUUGGGUUCCUUGGAAAGGCUGGUAG